AUGGUCGCCGCAUCAUGGAUCACAGGACCCGUCUUCUUGGUCGUGGUUAUCUGGGCAUGCAUUGUGGCCCUGCAAGAUUCCGGCCACAAGAAGCACGACCUCGAGCUUUCGGAGCUCUCUCUGCUGCACGGAACCGGGAUUGUUGUGGGAGGAUGGGUUGUGGGCACGACGAUCGCGUCGGACGUCUUCCGCUUUGCUCGGUCGAAGCGUCAGGCUGCAUCACUUGUUGCCCUGCCUCGGAGCUGUUCCCUGGCAGUCUACAUGGUCGCCGGAGUCUUGCUUGCUCAAGCAUAUGGGACGGACGAUGUCAUCACAAUCAUGCACGAGUCUGUCGGUCUCGGAGCUGUCGUAGUCGUCGUGGCCGGAGAGAUGGUCAUCAACUGCACAAACAUAUACUCUGCGUCUCUGGCCAUUGUUGCUUUGAUUGACACUGUCUUUGGCUGGCAAAUGCCCCGGCCUGCCGUGACGGUGGCGUGCGGCACGGUCGGCAGUGCCUUGGGGGCUUGCGGCAUUCUCCGAGGUUUCAUUCCCUUCCUCGACCUCCUCUCGGUGACCUUCCCACCUGCGGCUGGCAUCAUCUGCUGCGAGUACCUCGUGGUCAAGGGUUUCCGAUCGCAGCUGGACGAGACGCGGGCUUCUGGGACGAUGCCGGAGGCAGCCCCCGUGUUUGUCCCGGCUUCCCUGGUGGCCUGGUUGGCAGCAGCACUUCUGGGACACUUCUUGCCGCGGGGCAUGCCUUACCUCUACUCCCUGUGCCUUGUCUAA
Molecule: messenger RNA, 765 nt
Organism: Symbiodinium sp. CCMP2456
Lineage: Eukaryota; Dinophyceae; Suessiales; Symbiodiniaceae
Source: the annotation of a GenBank genome assembly